AUGCGCACCGUCGGCGCGGUGGACGCCCCGGAGGACGUCUCGGGGGACCGCGGGCGGCGCGUCGAGACCGAGACGGCUCUGGCCGCCGGCGACCUGGCGCUGCGUGCCCCGGCGCUCGCCACCGUGCUGCUGCCGGCGCUCUGGGACUCGCACUGCCACAAGUGCUUCGCCUCGGGCACGCGCCUGAGCCGCUGCGGGCGCUGCAACACGGCCUUCUACUGCUCCAAGGCGUGCCAGCAGGCGGACUGGAAGCCCGACCACCGCAAGGAGUGCAAGGUCCUGGCGCAGCUGGCGCAGCUCGGGCUCAGGAACGACCAGACCGCGGACGUGCUGCUGCUCGGCCGCGUGCUGAGGCGCGAGGACGCAGAAGGGCUGCAGCCCAAGGAGCUCGUGUGGUACGAGGAGGACAUGGAGGACCAGGAGCUCAUGCUGCUCGCGGCGCUGGCGCAGAAGCUGGAGUUGGUGGAUGGCUCGUACUCGAUGGACGAGAUGCUGCGCAUGCUGAGCCGCUUCCGCAACAACAACUUCUCCAUCUGCGACGAGCUGCUGCUGGAGCAGGGCGCAGGCUGCUUCCCGCUGGGCGCGAUGAUCAACCACAGCUGCGACCCGAACUGUGCCAUCACGUUUGUCCCCAAGACUCUCGAAAUGGAGUUCCGGGCCAUGAGGCCCAUCAAGGCUGGCGAGGAGAUCACACAGACCUACGUCGAUGUCGCGCUGCCUCGCCGUGAGAGACACGAGCGGCUGCAGCGCAAGUACCACUUCAACUGUGCCUGCAGUCGCUGCUCGGUGCCUCUGCAGGAGUCUGGCAGCCUGGAUGCUUUCCUCGAUGCUGAUAUCGACGGCGUCCCUAAGGAGCAGUGGUCUCAGGAGCGUAAGGACGAGCAAUGCAUCGACGCACUGCAGAAGUUGGCCGAGCGCCAGAGCAACAUUCUCCACCGCGACAGCAUUGCGCGGUUGCAGACGCUGGCUACGAUCUUUAGUGCGGAAAUGGAGCGUGGCAGCGUAGAGGAAGCGGUUGUUUACGGGGAGAAAAUGCUGGAGUUCUACCAACGCGUAUACAACGCCAACCACCCGAUGACGGGGCUCCACUUGUUCACCCUCGGCGAUCUGUAUGCUCAGCUGGCCCAGGUAGGAACCGGCCCUGAGAACAGCAAGGCGAAGUCGUCCGAAUACCUGACCGAGGCGAGGCGUAUUCUCCAGAUUACUCAGGGAAAGGAGCACCGCUUUGUGAAAAUGCUCGCGGAUAGGCUGCAGGCUGCAGCAUGA
Phytophthora sojae is the source of this 1266-nucleotide messenger RNA. RefSeq lists its product as hypothetical. Gene Ontology annotation, molecular function: protein binding. Gene Ontology annotation, cellular component: nucleus. The record is from RefSeq and is a predicted model, not a curated record. Bases 1 to 1266 code for a protein of 421 amino acids. NCBI's taxonomy places the organism in Eukaryota, Oomycota, Peronosporomycetes, Peronosporales, Peronosporaceae. The transcript is spliced from 6 exons.